Molecule: messenger RNA, 1238 nt
Organism: Schistosoma curassoni
Lineage: Eukaryota; Metazoa; Platyhelminthes; Trematoda; Strigeidida; Schistosomatidae
Source: the annotation of a GenBank genome assembly
CCUUCAAGUGCACAGCAACCUACAUCAGUGGACGAUAUCCUUGAAGCGCGUUACCUUUUAUCUUGUGUUGGGGACAAAUGAAGCUGACUGAUUCUACUAUCAGAACUUUUAAACCUGUGAAAUAUUUUAAGGAGAAUUCAGACCGUAUCAAUUCCCUCAGUUAUUCCAGUAAUGGUGAGACGCUUAUUUCUAGCAGUGAUGAUGAUCAGAUGGUGACUUACGAUUGUUCUAGCGGAACACCUAAACGUACGCUUAACAGCAAAAAAUAUGGAGUAAACUUGAUACAAUUCACUCACAGUCCGACGACUGCAAUUCACGCUUCAACAAAGAUUGAUGAUACAAUACGUUACCUUUCUUUGCAUGAUAACAAGUACAUCAGGUACUUCCAGAGUCACACUAAAAGGGUCGUUUCGUUGUGUAUGUCACCUAUUGAUGACACGUUCCUGUCUGGUUCAAUGGAUAGUACUAUUCGUUUGUGGGAUUUGAGGUCACCUAACUGCCAUGGUGUAAUGCAUGUUUCUGGUCGACCAACAGCGGCUUUUGAUCCAGAAGGAUUAAUAUUUGCAGCGGGGAUUAAUUCCGAAUCUGUUAAGCUCUAUGACCUACGAUCAUUCGAUAAGGGACCGUUUGCUACGUUCAAAUUGGGCAUGGAAACAAGUGGAUGCAUUUGGACCGGUUUACAAUUUUCCUCUGAUGGAAAGGCUCUUUUAAUAACGACCAACGGAACUCAUAUUCGUCUAGUUGACGCAUUUAAGGGAUCUCAUCUGCAUACAUUAGCCGUUAUACCAAAUACUGAUAGACAAACGCUACAUGCCAGUUUCACACCAGAUAGUCAGUUUGUUUUAAUUGGUUCGCCAGACGGAGUUGUACAUAUUUGGUCUGUUGAAACUGGAGUACGUGUGGCAAGCCUACCAGGUUAUGAAGCUGCUACCCAGUUACCAAACGCUGCUAUUCAUAGUCUCGCUUUUAAUCCCCGGUUCGCAAUGCUAGCUACAGGAUCUAACCAAACGUCGUUCUGGCUUCCUGCUCUUGAAGAGUAAAAAUGAGUUAUCUGUGAUGUCAUAACUUUCUUAUUCUUCUUCACUUUUGUAAAUAUGUUACUCUUAACUAGCAAACUUCAAAUUGCUAACCAUUGUUACGUUUUUGAAAAAAUACAUUUUCAAUUUAUGUGAUAUUAUUAGUGAUGCUAAACCAUCAAAUAAUAUGAAAUAAAAUUACAUAACAAAAUGCAAUCAGCU